This is a messenger RNA of Dermatophagoides pteronyssinus (European house dust mite), 4338 nucleotides long. Its product is annotated as E3 ubiquitin-protein ligase SHPRH. Gene Ontology annotation, molecular function: protein binding; ATP binding; ubiquitin protein ligase activity. The record is from RefSeq and is a predicted model, not a curated record. Gene Ontology annotation, biological process: DNA damage response; protein polyubiquitination. Gene Ontology annotation, cellular component: nucleus. NCBI's taxonomy places the organism in Eukaryota, Metazoa, Arthropoda, Arachnida, Sarcoptiformes, Pyroglyphidae.
AGGAUCACAUGUGGAAUGGAUACAACAUUCGAAUAUUUGGAAUGUUGACAAAUUCCAAUUUCGAAAUUUAUCACAAAAAAUGACAACUAAAAAACGUAAAUUAUCAUCUUCAACCAAAUCUGUUGUUAAUACUCUUGAUUUGUUCAAUAAUAAUGGAUUGGAAUUAGAUUCUGAUCUUGAUAAUUCUUAUCAGUAUGGUUAUAUUGAUAUAGAAAUAAUUAAUGAUAAUGAAUCUAAAGAUUCUAUGGACAAUAUGCUUGCUAUUGGAUCAUUGUGUUUUGAUGUACAAGAUAGUUGGGAAAAAACGACCGAUUAUGAUUACAAUCUUACAUAUAAUCAUCUAAUAUUAACUGCUAGUAAUCGUUAUUAUCUUCAUGAAUCAAUUUGUUCCAAACAAAUAUUACAUCGAUUGACAACCAACCUGGAUUUGAAUUUGCCCAAUGAUUUCUAUCGAAAUUUUACCCGAAACAUGGCUAAAGGUCGUCGAUUUUGUAAAGCGAAAGCGAUCCGUCAUUCAAAUGCUAAUCUUGUGAUUGAUUGGUAUUUAUCAUCAAGCAUUGUAUUUAUCGAUAUGGUAACAUUUAAAAUUGCCAUGACGACAACCAAAAAUGAUUUGACGUUGUUAUUGAUGGCAUUCAUUCAUGGCAAUCGGUUAUUCGAAACUAAUCAAUCUCAUGAAUUUCGUAACAAUACCGAGAUCGAAAAUUUUUAUCAAACCAUUGCUCAGAAACAAAAGAAUGACCCCGGUUAUUUUAAUGAAUUCGAAACGAUUGUUAUUGAUUAUCAAAAUUUACGACCAAAAUUAUGGCGACAUCAACAAAUGGCUCUUAAAUGGAUGUUAAUGCGCGAAACAUCUAAAGAAAAUACCAAUGUUGAUCUAGGCAAACAAUUUGAAAAAAUUCCCAAUAUAAAAUAUAUUGAUGAGAAUUUGUAUUUUCAUUCAAGCCUUGGUCAUUUUCUUACCGAAAAAGUAUAUCAUGAAUAUAUUGAACAUCUGAAACAAUUACCAACCAAAGGUGGUAUAUUAGCAGAUGAAAUGGGUCUAGGCAAAACAGUCGAUGUAAUCGGUUUAAUAUUGAAUAAUCCAAAGCCAACAACCACGAGCCAGGAAAAUAUAAAUUUCAUAUUGACCGAACAGAAUCUAUUUCAACUAUCAAAUAAUCCAUUAGCCGGUGAAAUACGUUGUCAUUGUGGUAUGAUCGAUCAUAAUUCAAUUAUCCAAAUGAAUGCUAUCAAUUUGGAACAAUUACGUCAACAAUGUCUUCGACAACAAUAUCAUUUGGUUGAUAAUCUAAUUCAAUGUCUAAUGUGUGGUCAUUUUCAACAUCUUGAAUGUAGUAGCUAUUCAAUUGAACAAUCACAAAAAUUUGGUUAUAUUUGUAGCCAUUGUUGGCCACAAAUGGAUCUAAUCGAUUCACCGGCUACAUUAAUUGUCUGUCCUACAUCAAUUUUAAGUCAAUGGAUACAAGAAUUAAAUCUACAUAUUGAUGAACCGAAUGUAAAAAUAUUCAAAUAUAAUGGUGUCAAAUGUAGAGAUUAUAAAUUUCCACCUGAAUUGGCCGGUAAUGAUAUUGUCAUUACAACAUAUGAAAUUCUAAAAUCCGAAUUAGAUUUUGUCGCUGCUCAUGAUUAUAGCCAUUUACGUAAUAGUCGUCGUUAUUAUACACCGGUAUCACCAUUAUGUUCGAUACGUUGGUGGCGUUUGAUAUUUGAUGAAGCACAACUUGUAGAAGGCCGUACAACUCGAAUAUUUCGUAUGGCUAAAUCAUUACAUUCGAUACAUCGAUGGACUGUGACUGGUACACCUAUUCAACGAAAUAUUGAAGAUUUGUUUGGUCUUAUAAAUUUCAUUGGCGAACGACCAUAUAAUGAAGAAAAUGUUUGGAAGAAUCACCUUUACAAUCCUUUUUGUAAUGGUGAGCAGGAUCAUUUAAUUAACGUUAUGACUCGAUGUUUUUGGCGUGCAUCGAAAGCAUCAGUUUUUGAUGAAAUUCGUAUAUCAAAACCGAUUACCAUAAUGGAACAUUGUGAUCUAUCACAGAUAGAACGUGAUUUUUACCUACAAGAGGCAUCAAAUUGUCAACAAUCAAUGAUGACCAAAUUAAUAACAACACCCAGUGAAAUGAAAAUUUCACAUCUUAGCAGUACGGUACAAUCGGUCAUAUUUACAUUGGCAUUGCGGCUACGACAGAUUUGCUGUCAUCCACAAAUGUGUUUGAAAGUAAAACUUGGUGAUUAUUGUUCACUACAGGAUGUCCUCGAUAAGAUGAUUGACGAUGCUAAAUAUGAUUGUGAAAAAUGUCAUAGAGAAAAAAUUGCAUCAAUUAAUGGAAUGGCUGCAUGCUAUCUGCUACAGAAUGAUUUUAAAACGGCCAUCCAUAUGUACAAAGAAGCUCUUACAUCUAUAAACAAUGUUGGUGAUGAUAUUCGUACGGAUAAAACACAAAAAUAUCAUAUUUACUAUAAUCUUGCUCAAAUACUUGAGUUUGUUGGAUGCACACAAGUCGAUGUCAAUGAACAGCCAAUGGACCCAUUCAAUGGAUCUCAAUCUAUUUUGAUGCCAGGAGAUUCUAAGCCUUGUUUGCCAUCAGAUGGCGAAUUGCCCAUCGAACCAGAUGAUCGAUAUCUUCGAUUGAAAGCUAAACAAUUGUAUCAGGACUAUCUUAAUACAGCUCGGCUUUCAUUGCUAACAGCGGAUCGAUAUCGACGGGAAUUGAUAAAAAAAUGUGAUCAAAUCAAUGAGAAAUUCACUUUAAAAGGCUGGUGGCUAGUUCAUGCCUUAAAAGAACUUUCUAAAGUGAUGAAUGUAGACGAAAUAAUACUCACUUUAUUGGAAAUCCUCGGUGAUAGCCGUCAACUAAUUGAUCCGAUUGGACCAAGAUCAAUAGAAUCAAUACGAUGGAAAUUAUGUGAAUAUCUAAAUUCAUUCGAAGAAGUUCGUCAACAGAUUCGUGAUGCAUUCGUUCAAUUGGAUCAUGAAUCAUUAAGUGGUAAUCCGGAUCGAUAUAUAGAUUGUCAUAUUAGACCACCAGAACAAUCCGUGCCGGAAAGACCAGAACGAUGUCAUCUAUGUAAAACAGAAAGUGUGAUAAAAAAUUUCGAAAAAAUCAUUUUUCAAUUCAACAAAUCCAUAUCAAUCAAUGUUGAGAAUGAAGAGGAAAAUGAAGCUGAUAAUUGGAAUGAAAAUUUAUGUUUAGUUGCAAUACGUAAAUUGGGCGUUUGGUUUAAAAGUCGAACUGUCGGUUCGGCAAUAGAUUAUGAUGUUACAGUGGCCGAUAUUGACAAUUUUAAUCAAUAUAUUGAUGAAUGUAAAAAAGAAUAUAAAGCACAUCGAAAAUGUUGGCGAGAAUCAUGCGAACUUGUAUUACGAAUCGAUGAAUUGAAUCAAGCUCAAACUCGUUAUGAACAUGGUGUCGAUUCAUUAUCAUUGUUUCAUCGUGAUUCAUCAGCUAAAGAAAUGGCUGAAGAAAAACUUCGUACAAAUCAACAACGGCUAAAAUAUCUGAACAAUUUGAAAAGUACAUUAAAAGAUAAGGAUAAUAUUGAUAGUAAAGUAUGUUCAGUUUGUUGGUUAGAUCUUAUCCGAUAUUCAGUACUAACAUGUGGACAUCUGUUAUGUAUUGAAUGUAUGAGAAAUAUUAGUAAACAUUCGGAAACAUCAUCUAGAUGUCCAGUUUGUCGAUCACCAUUUGAUCAUCUAAAAAUUUGUUUUGUCGAUUCAAAUUUAUUAAUCAAUAAAUCAUCAAUGAUGGUUGAAGGAAAUUGGUCAUCGAAAAUAGUGGCCAUUAUUCGUCGUGUCAAACAAAUUCAACAAGAAUCUAAUGAUGAAAAAAUAUUAAUUUUUUCCACAUGGUUACGAAUGUUACAAUUGUUGGAAAAAGCAUUACAAAUGAAUCAUGUUGAAUCUAUAUUGAUUUCCGGAUCAGGUGAUGAUAAAUUUGCCAUCAAAAUUGAUCGAUUUCGAAAAUCUGAUUCAUGUCGUGUAUUAUUAUUGCCUACUCGAUUUGCAUGCAAAGGUCUUAAUCUUACCGAAGCAUCUCGAAUAGUGUUUGUCAAUCCUAUACUGAACAAACGAGAUGAGCUACAAGCAAUUGGUCGUAUCAAUCGAAUCGGUCAAACAAGGCAAACCUAUGUACAUAAAUUUAUCAUCAAAGAUAGUAUCGAAGAAUUGAUUGAAAAUUAUAACAAAGAAUGUAAUUAUCGUACGAAUUGUACAAAUGGUGAAUUUACCGAUCUAACUGUUGGAGAAUUUUGUGCUCUAUUCAAUGUCUAUAAAGCUUAAUCUCUUUUUUUUUUUGGUGAUUAGUUAUGAUUAAAUAGAUCUUUUAAGUUGUUUAA